Messenger RNA from Austrofundulus limnaeus, 4548 nucleotides. RefSeq names its product KN motif and ankyrin repeat domains 2 (gene kank2). Gene Ontology annotation, cellular component: cytoplasm. The record is from RefSeq and is a predicted model, not a curated record. The transcript has 13 exons. NCBI's taxonomy places the organism in Eukaryota, Metazoa, Chordata, Actinopteri, Cyprinodontiformes, Rivulidae. Gene Ontology annotation, biological process: negative regulation of G1/S transition of mitotic cell cycle; negative regulation of transcription by RNA polymerase II; negative regulation of intracellular estrogen receptor signaling pathway. Gene Ontology annotation, molecular function: protein binding. Bases 237 to 3263 code for a protein of 1008 amino acids.
GCCCUUUAAGAGCAGCAGGAGGAGGCUGGGGAUGGGGUCCGGAGCAUCUCGGCUGCGGUGUUUUUGUCUGUCAGUGAUCGCCUGAGCCGAGUGAAGGCUGGAAGGAUUACCGAAGGACGGGUGCUGACUGUAAAAGGAAAGAGGAGCGAGGAGCCUGAGGAGGAGACAGCCCAUCCUCACAGCGCAAGCAGCUGGUGGGAGGAUUAGUGUGACGCAGAGGCAGCCACAGGCUCAUCAUGGCUCAAGUGUUGCACAUGGACCCCGGUUUCCCAGGGAAACUCAACCCGCCUGCUCCUCCGUCCAUGCACACCAAAGAGCAGGAGGCGCCCUACUCAGUGGAGACCCCCUAUGGCUACCGUCUGGACCUGGACUUCCUCAAAUAUGUCAACGACAUAGAAAAGGGGAACACAAUCAAGAAGGUGCCUGUGCARCGUCGCCCACGCUACGGCUCGCUGCCCCGUGGAUACGGCUACGCCGGCUCCUGGUGGACCUCCACAGAGUCUCUGUGCUCUAACGCCAGCGUGGACAGCCGGCAUUCCUCAUACUCUUACUGCGCCCCGGGCUACCACACGUCACAGAGGCCCAGUUUUAGCACGGCGCGGGUGGAGAAAACCCUUUUAGACGCUCGCAGGAAGCUGGAGGAAGAGAAAGAAGGGCGGCGAUUCUCCAACCUAGGCAGCAUGCACAGCAGUGUAGUGGGCUCCAACACCUCCAUCAGCAGCRCGCACAGCUUCAACCGGGCUCAGGGUGGAGGGGGGUCCUUUACUCCCAUCAGCUCUGGCCUCUCCACGCCCGUGACUCCRACUCCCGCCCACUUGCAGCACGUCAGAGAGCAGAUGGCGGCGGCUCUCAGGAAGAUAAAGGAGCUUGAGGAGCAGGUGAAGACCAUCCCUGUGCUGCAGGUGAAAAUCUCUGUGCUGCAGGAGGAGAAACGGCAGCUCAGCGUCCAGCUAAAGAGCCAGAAGUUUCUUGGCCACACUCUGGGUUUCAGCCGAGGUCGCACCCGUGGGGAGCUCUACAUCGACAUUCCUGAAGAAGAUGUAAGCACUGGAGUUAAAAUUAGCAACAAAACAGCCGAGCCCGUGUCUCCGAGCAUAGCUGAAGCCUCCAAGCAAGACUCGGGCUGCGAGAUUGAGGACACAGUGAUCGUYGGUGGAGCCCGACCCGAUGCAAAGAGGGAAGUACGCACCGUUGGAGUGGGACCAGAGGACUGUAGGGGCAGCCAUGACGUGGGGGUCUGGGUUCGGGAGGAAGAUCUGGGUCUACUGUCUGAAACAGAGACUCUCAAAGAUCAAGUGGGUCAGCUCGAGGGCAAGUUGAAGAGGACAAUGCAGGAGCUGCAGGCUGCGCAGCGGCAGGGCUCAGUGGCCCAAACGGGCCCUCAGGCAGAGCAUCCAGUAAUAGCAACCAGCGUGGGGUGGCAGGAGCCACAGGGCAGCAGCCUGCACACUCUGGUCAGCUUCACGCAGCAGCCACAUCAGAGGCAGCACAGGACUGUGGGGGUCCAGGUGUACACGCUGGAGAAACCCACAGUGGUGGAGGUGGGCACGCUGCUCCAAGCAGAGAGCUGCAGCUCCCCCUCACCUCAACCAGCGGGGGGAGUAACGGAGGGACCCCACAAAGGACAAAAUGAAGAAGGUCCAGUCGAGUUGCCGAUYGCAGUCAGCUCCAAGCAGGUACGCGACGUCCUGAAAAGCGGGUUGUCWACCUCGGUGCCGGUUGCCAAUCCUGCCAUUGUUGUAGCAUCUGGUAAUCAGAUCGGUCCGGUGCAUUCCAAAGAAGAGACACAAACAGCCAGCGAGCACAGACAGCCACAAGCAGCCUCGUCUCCUCAGUCCUCAUUAAGAUCAAUUAUGAAGCGGAAAGCAGAAGGUGAACCAGGCUCUCCCACGACAAAGAAAAACCUGCAGUUCAUUGGAGUCAACGGAGGUUAUGAGUCCAGCUCAUCAGAUGACAGCAGCAGUGAGAGCUCAGAUGAAGGCAGUGACUCCAGUGAAUAUCAUGAAGCCAGAGAAAAACUACCAGAACUUUCCAUCCAGCACCAGCACGCAGUCCUGCCCCAAGAAGAAAGCAGCGGUGUACCUCAGCAACCUGCAGCCAAACGUCCAGACUCACAGCACCGUCCCAACCAUUCCACAACUGUMGACUCCAGACAGUCAGAGAGAGAUCCUCCGUCACCAGCGACAGACACUGUUGUGCAAAAAUGUGCCUCAGAUGCCACCUCAACCCCUCCAUGUCCAGAGGAGGAUUCUGCCUCUAAAGUAACUGUUGAGCAGUUAUCAGAAAAGCACACCGUCACCCAAGAGAUCACUUCCACAUCACCAAACACCGAGUCCACACCUGCUCAGAACUCCAUUAAACCCUCUGUUACCUCUGAAACGGCCAAACAAGACACACCUGCCCCCUCCUGUCAGCCAGAGUCCAAGCCAGCAGAUGCAACUUCCAAACAAGUUCGAUUGGAGCUGAGCGAAAGCUUCAUGUCAGCUCUGUAUUCCCUGCAGAAAGCCAUGGGGGAACCAAAUGCCUUCAGCCAACAAGGMGCAAGGGCGGCCUACACCACCGUGCUGCAGGAGUGGCUGCGUGUGUCCUGCCACAAAGCGGCCGACACAGCUGUUGUCAAGGCUUACAUGGACGCCUUCGCCUCCAUCUCCCCUCAGCUGCUGGAGUUUGUGAUCAACAUGGCGGACGGCAACGGGAACACAGCUCUCCACUACACCGUUUCUCACUCUAACUUCCCGGUGGUGAAACUUCUGCUGGACACGGGUCUGUGUAACGCUGACAAGCAGAACAAGGCGGGCUACACGGCCAUCAUGCUGACRGCUCUGGCCGCCUUCCACUCUGACAGCGACCUUCAGACCGUCCUGCAGCUGCUGCGCACCGGGGACGUCAACGCCAAGGCCAGCCAGGCCGGGCAGACAGCUCUGAUGCUCGCAGUGAGUCAUGGUCGAGGGGACAUGGUUCGGGCGCUGCUGUCCUGCGGCGCCCAGGUCAACGUACGUGAUGACGACGGCUCCACGGCGCUCAUGUGCGCCUGUGAGCACGGUCACGUGGACAUUGUUCGCCAGCUUCUUUCUGUCCCGGGCUGCGACGCGACUCUCACCGACAACGACGGCAGCACUGCUCUGUCCAUCGCCCUGGAGGCCAGCCAAAACGACAUCGCCGUUCUUCUGUACGCUCAUCUCAACUUCGCCAAGCCCCCGUCUCCUGUUUCUCCAAAGUCUCCACUCUUGGGUUCGUCUCCACCUUCUGGUGAACUGAAAUGAACCAGACUCCUGCAGCUCAGAACCCCCUUUUUUUUCACCCAUUUUUUCUUCAUCCAUGUAAUUUAAAACCAAAACCAYGAGUUUGUUUCUGGGAAUGUUUUCACCCUGAAUGAUUUCGGUACAUUUUAAUGAGCUGAAUAUUCAACGUUUUUUUUUAAUCAUUUUGUCACAUGUUAGUUUUUAGUGCACAGUUGUCUUUUUUGAAAGCUUACUUGUGAAGGAAAGUGUGUAGUGUGAUGAAUAAGUCUGUGUAAUCAUCCAUCUGAUGUAACAUUUCACCUGUCUGCACUGUUUGUCAAAACUGUUUACCAAAUUUUACCAUACUGAUGAUUAUUAUUCUACAUUGUUUUCAUCCUAACAUGUAUUUCACUGUAGCAUCAUUAUGUGUGAUAAUUACUGCCGUUCGGAAUAACAGAAGCCAAUCCUCUCAUAGAUAAGUGUCCUUGCAUCAACUGGCCCAUUGGUGCUACUAAACAAUAACACCGCCUCAACAGCAUGUCUGUGUUUAUACACUAGAUUUAUUUCUGCCAGAGUAUUUUUCUAUUGUUCUUUUUAUCCAGGACCUCAAAGUUUUAUGAUUUUUACCUCCCAGGCAGUGAGUAAUUUAAUUAAAAAAUUUUAAAAAAACAAAUCCUUGUUUUGACCACAUGUUGGAAAUUUAACCAAAAUCUUGUUUAUUUCCCAGAGCUCUGAGACUUCACAGUUCAGUGACACAGAUCUGGGAUCAGUGUGAAGAAGUAGGGAAAUUAUUUUCUGCAAUAUUAGAGUUUUUUGUAUUUAUAGACACGAAGGUAUUUUAAUUUUUUAUUUUUUUGUUGGCGGGAAGGAAAGAUCGAAUUGUAUUUGUGUUUUGCUACGUGUGUUUGUAAAAAAUUUUACAAGACUGGGAAGCUAGAUUUGUCAGGGAACGAGUAAGUUAGUCUUAAAAGUUUAUGUAAGAUACGAAUAUUAAAAUAAUGUCAUUUUAAACUCCGAAAUACUAUGCUGAAAAUCUAAGUCCUUGAACAGAAGUGCGUAGGCUAUCGAUGUCAAAAUGUCUGUUACUUUUUAAAGAUUUUGUCACGUUUUUCAUAGUCACUUUUCAGUGAUGAAACUUUUGAUAAACUUUGAAGUUUUUAAUUUAAGUACCUAUCUUUUUUCUACAUGUAAAAUUUUUAAUCUCACACCUAUUUUAUGUAACAGCACAGCUCUGUAGUUUGUUUUUCUGAUGAUUUAUGUAAAACUCUGGACUGUGUGUCUAAUAUGUGCAUUUUAGAAAACAGUUAUUAAAUGUGGACCACAUGUU